AGCUUUCCGUCUUUAUAACGAAGCAAAUCUCAUCCUCAGCAAAGCGGGCAUGAAGCUGCAAAAAUGGUCCACCAAUGAUGAUGAGUUAAGAAAGUACAUCACUGAUAGAUUGGACUCUGUCUCAGCAAUGGCUCCUACGAAAGUUCUUGGUUUGCUAUGGGACACAGCUGCUGACAAGCUUAUUCUAAACAUGGAAUCUCUGUUGCAGAUUCUCGAAAAGAAGAACGACACCAAGAGAUGUGUCCUUCAGACGACCGCGCGGAUUUUCGAUCCAUUAGGGUGGCUAUCACCGUUCGUCGUUAGGAUGAAAGUCCUCUUUCAGAGAUUGUGGGAGCAUGGCACUGCGUGGGAAGAAGUUAUGCCUGAGCAACUUAGACACGAAUGGGAAACUUGGUCCGAUGAGCUAAAAUGCUAUCCGGUGUUUUCACUUCCCAGGUGUGAGCUGAAGUUAUUCUUGGACAAGCCUUCAAGCUCCCAGCUUCACGUAUUUGCUGAUGCCAGUUCUGUUGCUUACGGUGCCGUAGCUUAUCUCAGAAUGGAAGAUCAAUGCGGUAACGUUGAUGUUCAGCUUCUAUUUUCGAAGUGUAGAGUAGCUCCAAUCAAACGUAUCACGUUACCACGUUUGGAAUUGAUAGCAGCGGUUCUGGCUUCUAGAGUCCUAAAGUUCUUGCGGGAGGCUCUAGAGUCGAGGCAAUGGAAAAUAGAAGAGCACAUGUGGACGGACUCAAGUGUAGCGCUUUGUUGGAUACAAAGCACGGCAACCAAGUGGAAGCAAUUUGUUUAUAACAGAGUUAACGAGAUACGUCAAGUCACAGAUCCAGACCAGUGGCAUCACUGUCCGGGAACACAAAACCCAGCUGAUCUGCUGACGCGUGGGCUUUCGCUCACAAACCUUCGAAAUAGCCAGCUGUGGUGGAAAGGACCUAACUGGCUUCUACGUGCGGCAAAUAGUUGGCCAACGACAUCUGACGCUCCAGAUUCUGGACCGGAAGACGAACAAGUUUCUUCCGAGUUACAAACAAACGUUCCUGUACUGGUGAGCGUGAUAAGAGAACCACUUUUCAGUGCUGAACGAUUUAGUUCUUGGUUACGAAUGGCAAGAGUGACAGCAUGGGUCAAACGCUUCGUGGACAACUGUAGAUCGCCAACGUCGCAUACAAAAGGAUCACUUACAGCUACUGAAGUUGAAAAAGCUGAGAACAUCUGGUUCAAGCAAAUGCAGACAGAUACCUAUGCCAAAGAGAGAGCCCAACUUGAAGUGGGACAAGACCUCGACAAGACGUCGUCCAUAAGAGACCUGCAUCCCUUUAUUGACGAAAAGGGCGUCAUGAGGAUUAGAACUCGCCUUCAGAACGCCGAUGUCACAUACAACGAAAAGACGCCUGUGCUGCUACCGUCCAACCACCCGGUCACGCAACUCGUCAUUUUGCAAGCUCACAAAACUGUGCUCCACGGCGGUGUCGGUGACACAUUAAAUGAACUUCGCGCCCGGUUCUGGGUGCCCAGAGUGCGACAAGCAGUGAAGAGAGUGCUACGAAAAUGUGUGAUUUGUGCUCCAGUUAGAGCAAUUCACCUUGAGCAUGUGGUUGGACUUACUACUAACGCUUUUCUCAUGGCUUUCAAAAGAUUUUGUGCAAGACGUGGAACACCGCGAAUAGUUUACUCAGACAACGCUACUACAUUCAAGAAAGCUGCACGUGAGCUAGCUAGCAUGCACCAGUUGUUGAGGAAAGAGGAAGUCAGCCAGUAUUGCUCUACCCACGGCAUAACUUGGAAAUUUAUUGCAGAGAGAGCUCCUUGGUGGGGUGGGUUUUGGGAGCGGUUAGUUAGGAUUGUGAAGAUGUGCCUUCGCAAGUCAUUGGGAAGGGCGUCUGUUGACCUACAACAACUGAGCACUUUGCUGACUGAAACAGAAGCCGUUGUGAAUUCCAGACCCAUAACUUUCAUUUACUCUUCUCCUAAAGAGCCAGACAUUCUAACCCCGUCUCAUUUUUUGUUAGGCAGCCGUCUCUUGUCUAAUCCUAAAACGUCUGAUGAACAGGGAGAAAGAAAGACUGAGCUGCUCAGUUUGUGGGUCCACAGGCAGCUAAUAAUGGAACAACUGUGGAAGCGAUGGCUUCGUGAAUAUCUACUGACACUUCGAAGCGUUCACUUGAUGAAAGCAUCAAAAGCUUAUAGCAUCAGUAAAGGUGAUGUUGUGAUUAUUCACGAAGACAAGGCUCCCAGAAUGUUCUGGAAGACUGGGGUAGUAAGUGACUGCAUCCGAAGUAAAGAUGGCAACGUCCGUGCGUGUAAAGUUAAAAUACCCAGUGGCUCACAGAUGAUCCGACCUGUGCAGAAAUUGUACCCUUUAGAACUCGCCACCUCAGGCCCCAGAGUGUGUUAAAUAUUAGAGGAAGAGGACGACGACGGCUACUAGCGCGCUCGGCGCGAGCGGCUCGCUCGUGAUCUGGCGCUUCUGACUGACUCGAACGGCCAGUAUGGACGCGUUAUUACGGU
Messenger RNA from Dermacentor silvarum, 2499 nucleotides. RefSeq lists its product as uncharacterized. Gene Ontology annotation, molecular function: nucleic acid binding. Lineage: Eukaryota; Metazoa; Arthropoda; Arachnida; Ixodida; Ixodidae. The record is from RefSeq and is a predicted model, not a curated record. The transcript is spliced from 2 exons. Gene Ontology annotation, biological process: DNA integration. The coding region runs from base 50 to 2386 and encodes 778 amino acids.